Messenger RNA from Daucus carota subsp. sativus, 1549 nucleotides. RefSeq names its product probable aspartic proteinase GIP2. The record is from RefSeq and is a predicted model, not a curated record. Gene Ontology annotation, molecular function: aspartic-type endopeptidase activity. Lineage: Eukaryota; Viridiplantae; Streptophyta; Magnoliopsida; Apiales; Apiaceae. Gene Ontology annotation, biological process: proteolysis. The transcript has a single exon. Bases 56 to 1360 code for a protein of 434 amino acids.
UCCUUUCUUCAUGUAUAAAAACACAACUACAAUCUGCACAUCUUAAUACAUUUUCAUGGCUUCUCAUUACUGUCAUGUCAUUUUCUUUUGUACACUUUUCUUAAUCUCCGUAGCUAAUGCACAACCUUCUUUUCGUCCGAAAGCCCUGAUUCUUCCAGUAACUAAAGACCCUGCAACACUCCAGUACCUUACUACAAUCAAUCAAAGAACUCCCCUGGUUCCCAUCAGCUUGACUCUUGAUCUUGGAGGCCAAUUCUUGUGGGUCGAAUGCUACACAAGCUACGUCUCCUCCACGUAUCGCCCUGCUCGUUGUCGCUCAGCUCAAUGCUCCCUUGCCAGGGCAACAAGCUGUGUCACAGAAUGCAAUUCUCCUCCUUCACCAGGGUGUAACAAUAACACAUGUGGUCUCCUUCCAGGCAACCCUAUAGGCCAACUCGCGACAUUUGGAGACGUCGGUUCAGAUGUCGUCUCAGUCCAAUCCACAAACGGCAAGAACCCUGGUCCAUUUGUUUCGGUGCCUCAGUUGCUCUUUGUUUGUGGCUCAGAGUUUCUCUUAGGUGGCCUUGCCAAUGGUGUUAAGGGAAUGGCAGGCCUUGGAAGGGCUCGAAUUUCACUCCCUUCUCAAUUCUCAGCUGCUUUUAGUUUCAACAGGAAAUUCGCAGUUUGCCUAAGUGCCUCAACAUCCUCAAAAGGUGUUGUAAUAUUUGGAAAUGAACCUUAUGUGUUCCUUCCAAACGUGGAUGCUUCAGACUCUCUCAUUUAUACCCCUCUUUUCAUAAACCCUGUGAGUACCGCGUCAUCUUACUUUGAAGGUGACCCUUCUACUGAGUACUUCAUUGGGGUAAAAUCCAUCAAGAUUAACGAAAAAGUUGUCCCCAUAAAUUCAACUCUGCUUUCUAUAGACAAAGAAGGAUACGGUGGAACAAAAAUUAGCAGUGUCAACCCGUACACCGUCUUGGAAACUUCAAUCUACAAUGCUGUCACCAACGCAUUUGUGCAGGUGAUUUCUGGUGUACCCAGAGUCGCGUCUGUGGCGCCUUUUAGUGCAUGUUUCAGCUCAAAGAACAUCGGUAGCACACGUGUGGGACCUGCUGUGCCUCAGAUUGAUCUCAUUCUGCAGAGCCAGAGUGUGUAUUGGAGGAUCUUUGGCGCGAACUCAAUGGUGCAAGUGAGCAAUGAUGUGAUGUGUCUAGGCUUUGUGGAUGGAGGUGUGAAUCCCCGGACUUCAAUUGUGAUAGGCGGGCAUCAAAUUGAGGACAAUCUGUUGCAUUUUGAUCUUGCAGCAUCAAGACUCGGGUUCAGCUCUUCGCUCCUCUUCCGUCAAACAACAUGUGGAAAUUUCAAUUUUACAACUGCUUGAAACAAGGAUGUUACUACCUAAUUACAGUCCACACGCGGCCAACCUAUGAAUAAAUGGCUGUUGUUCUUAAACCAAAUCAUGUAAUUGUUACUGGUGUUCUGUCAAACAAACAAGCAUUAUGCUUCCAAAUAUGUUAUUAGUCUGCUGAUUGAUUCUAUUCAAAUUUGCCUCAAUGUUAUUAAAUGCAAA